AAACAAAGAGCUGAGAUGAAGACAGAACUGCAGCGGCGGCAGACAACCUUCAAAACAUAGAAAAACUUUGGAAGAAUUUGAACCUUUUUGCAUCCAGUGGUGUUUCAUCUCUUGUCGGCUGUCUGGCCUCCAAGAUGCUUCGUCUUCUGCUGCUCCUGUGUGUUUUCAUCACACUGACAGGCCAAGCUCUGUCUUGUGUAGUGGGAGGUUGUUCUGCUGGACUGGACUGCAUCAACGUAAAUGGAGUUCCUCAGUGUGCAGAUCCCUGUUCCCGUUACACUGAACUGCGUGAUGAGUGGCGCUCAAUAAAUAACAUAGACCAGAGCAAUCUGAGGUGUGACCAGAGUGUAAAUUGGGACGGCUGGUAUCAGUUUUAUCUAGGAGGGAGGAGUGCUGCUAUUCCAGAAAAGUGUGUUGACAAAAACAGAUGUGGAACUCAUGCUACUUUGUACAUAACACAGCCUCACCCCACACAGAUCAAUGAAAUCGUAACUCGCACUGUGUGUAAUAACUGGGUCUCUUCCUGUUGCCAUUUUGCCUCACACACCAUAAAAGUCAAGCUCUGUCCUGGAAACUUUUAUGUUUACAAACUUGCGAAACCAUCAACUUGCCAUCUUGCAUAUUGUGCAGAAAUAGUUUCUAACAACGUGUUUGACGUCAAAGCAAUAAGCCAAACUGAGACCAGCAUCACUCUACAGUGGAGCAGAUUGAACAACAUUGUCAGCUUUGUUAUCCAGUAUGACGGCAGAGAGAUGUCAGUCGGAGCACCAAGUGGAAAUGGAGCCGUAUCAGUCACAGUUUCUUCCCUCACGGCAGCAACUAAAUACACAUUUACUAUAUUUGCUGUGGUUGGAAAUGUCAGAGACCGAGGAGUACAAUUUACAGCUGCCACUGCUCCUCCAAAUCCAACUGGCUUGGUGUCCCUAAAUGAAACUGAGAGCAGUAUAACUCUGCAGUGGAACAGAGUGAACAACGUCAACAGCUUCAUUCUCCAGUUCAACGGUAACGAGAGAAGAAUCGCUGCGCCUGCUGGAAACGGACCAGUAACUCACACAGUGUCGUCUCUUUCUGCUGAAACCAAAUACACAUUCAGACUCUUCUCUGAGUUUGAGAAUAUCAGAAGUAGUGGAGUGCAACUUAUUGCUGGAACUGGUACUUCUGGGGAGAAAUUUGGUGAAGCUAAAAAGUUCAACCUCACCUUGUGUCCGUUAUCUUUCUAUCAAAAUGUUUACCAGCAGGUUUAUGUGAACUUCACCAAUAAGAACUUUGCCAUCUGUUUCAACGGUUAUUAUAACUCUAAAAGCAGUGAUGACUGCAUUGUUGGACCUAAGCCCGAGUCUGGCGAGGCGAAAUUCAUCAUAAGGGAAAAAGAUUCUUCGUAUGAAGCUCGAGCAAAAGCAGCAGUGCAAACCAUCAGAAGCAGCUUGAAGUGCUCUGUGCAUUUUGACAUGAUGUACACGAACAAGAAAGUAAAUCUGAACCUCCUCAGUUUUGGGAAACAAACAGCUCUGCAUUUCAGUUCAGUCUCCAGUGAGGCAAAAGUGAUGGCGGAUGUAGCGGUUGAGGGUAAGCUAGUUCAGUCUGUGUCUCUUGGGUCGGCUGACUCUGGAUUUACUGACAUCAGUGGAUGCAGAAUCUCAGGUGUUGGGAUUUUACCUAAUUCAACAGUCCAUUUUGAAAAAACCUGCAGAAGUUUCACCUGUAGCAUCGACAGAGCUGUCACAUCAACCGGCUGUGGUGAGCAGGAGGAAUGUGACGGAAACGGCAGAUGUUUUAAAAACCAAAUCUGCACCGUGACGGGCCCCACUGUCAUCGACUUCCAAGGUCAACAGAGCUCUGUGACGGACCGGUGUGUGUACUCUCUGGUGUCAGACUCAUCGAGCGGGUUUGAAGUGCUGGCUAACUUCCAGGAACGCCGCCGUAGAGACGUGAGCUUCCUGGACAGUGUGAGCCUUCGACCUGCUGGCUCAAAGGUUUACUUCCGCCUGGAACAAGGUGGCAGGAUUAAGAUGAAUGAGACAGUGUUGACCCUGAACAGUCCAGUCCAGCAGUUCGAGGGCAUUUCAUUAAGCAAGGAUAAAAAUGGACUGACAGCAACGUCUUUGUUCUCUGGGCUCAAAAUGUCGGCGUUGUUUGAUGGCUACACAGCACAGAUCCACAUGAGAGUCCCUGUUGGAUCAGCGAUGGAGGGUCUGUGUGUCGACUCCAGAAAUAUGUCGAGUGCAAAGCUUCUUGAUUUAAGCUCUCCAAGCUGUGAAAGGCAGUAUGAAGACCCUGUGGACAGUCAAAUAGAAUGCAACAUGAUCACCAAACACUGUAACCUCUUGAGGGCCGCCCCGUUUUCCUCCUGCAACGACGACGUCGACCCAACUCCCUACAUCAGCGCCUGCAACAGCACUCUGUGUGGAUAUCCUUCAGCUGACGGUCUGGGCUGCCAGUUCCUGUGGGCGUACGCCACAGCCUGCCGCCUACAGAGCAACAUCACACUGGACAGAUGGUGGUCAAACGCAGGCUGCUCCGAGCCUCAGGCGUUUUGUCAGGACAAGCUCUGCAGCGAUCAUGAGUUCUGUGGCAGGAAACACAGUGGGAAGACCGGCUGCCUCUGCAGAGCUCUGUUUGCCUCCAAAUACAAACUGUCUGGCACUCUGGGUGAGCCGGCUGUGUGCAGGAAGAACUCUGGUUCAAUCACUCUUGUUGGAUGUCUGCUGGAGGAAAAAGGCGUCGACUACAGAGUCCUGCACCUUAAUGACCGGAGCUGCAGGGGCGCGAUGGACGAGAAGAACCACAUGGUGACCUUCAGCUUCGACAGCAGCAACACCUGCGGGACGGAGAUCAUGAAUAAUGGAAGUCAGAUAAACUACAAGAACACCAUCAUGACCCAGAACAGUUCUGAUGUCAUCACUCGCCAUGAUCAAGUGUUCAUCGACUUCUCCUGCCACCACACUCAACCCGACAUAAAGAUUGUGGCCUUCAGAAUUAAAGACAACUCUGUGGUCCAGCACAUCAAGUCUGGAGAAUGGAGCUACUCUGUGUCGAUGAAAGCAUAUGAGAACGCUGCCUACACCCGAGCUGUAAUCUCUGGUGUUCUGCUGAACCAGAAAAUAUGGGUGGAGCUGAAGACGGACGGGCUGGAUGCAAAAACCAUCGCCGUGGUGAUGGACUCAUGCUGGGCAACCAGCAAGGAAUCGCACGACAGCAAACCAAGUUAUGACCUGAUUAAAGAUGGCUGUGCUGACCCGAAUGACGGGACAGUGGAGGUGGAGGGAAACGGAGCGGGAACCUCCACCUACUUCUCCUUCAACAUGUUUGAGUUUUCUGGGAACUCUGGUCAAGUUUAUCUGCACUGCAAGAUCCAGCUGUGUCCUAAACAGGAGGACAACUGCAUCCCGGAUUGCUCCGAUGAACCUAAGAGAGAACGAAGAGCCAUCAGACGGCCACUGAAAAUUAGAGACACAUCCUUCAUCAGCAUGGGCUGGGUUCAUUAGGCCAGACGGCAACGUGGGUGGUUUCCAUGUGAAACUGGACCGACUGCCGACCUUUACGCUGAUUCCUGACAUCAGUCCAGAUCCACAGACGGGAUGUUUGGAAAUCUGGGAUUAUUUCUGACUUUUUGAUGCUUCAUCGUCUAAUAUCUUAAGAUGGAAUUGGUUUUUAGUACAAUUAAUGUGGGGACGGGGCAAAAGUCAACCAGAAAUUAUUUCUUCAUACUUUUGAUUUAAUUAAAUGAAGGGAACCAUGAGGACUG
Poecilia latipinna (sailfin molly) is the source of this 3745-nucleotide messenger RNA. RefSeq lists its product as uncharacterized. Gene Ontology annotation, molecular function: protein binding. The transcript is spliced from 22 exons. NCBI's taxonomy places the organism in Eukaryota, Metazoa, Chordata, Actinopteri, Cyprinodontiformes, Poeciliidae. Bases 135 to 3485 code for a protein of 1116 amino acids. The record is from RefSeq and is a predicted model, not a curated record.